AUGAGACUACCGUUCCUUCUAUUCGCACCCCUGGUGGCCGCAAUUACCGUCGAUGUGAGCUCCGUUUCCUCGAUCAAGUCGGCCGCCUCCACCAUCGCCUACGACAUGAUGACAACCUACACUGGGAACCAAACCGGCGGGAUUCCAGGUCUGCUUCCGGGCUCCUUGAGCUGCAACCCCAACAAUCCCGAAGUCUACUGUUGGUGGGAAGCCGGUGCCAUGUGGGGAGCCUUGAUCAACUACUGGCAAUAUACCAACGACACAACCUACAAUCCUGUCGUUACUCAGGCGCUGCAAUUCCAGCGAGGUCCAGACGACAACUUCAACCCUCCCAACCAGUCGCGAAGUAUGGGUGUGGAUGACCAGGCUUUCUGGUCGUUUUCGGCACUGGACGCGGUCGAGGCCAAUUUCCCCGAAUCGUCCAACAAAGACGACCCGUCUUGGCUGUCCUUGGCGCAGGGAGUGUUCAACUUUCAGAAAGAGCUGUGGGAUACUGCCACGUGCGGAGGUGGAUUCAGGUGGCAGGUAUACUCUUUCAACGCCGGUUACAACUUGAAGAACACCGUUUCCAACGGCGGCAACUUCCAGCUGGCCGCACGGCUGGCCUACAUCACCGGAAACCAGACCUACGCAGACUGGGCGACACAAGUAUGGGAUUGGAUGGAAGGCAGUCCGUUGCUGCAGAACGACACUGACAGUGGCAUCAUGUACAUCUGGGAUAACACCGACUCCAACAACAACUGCACCACCGUCGCGAAUUUCGUAUGGACCUACAACUAUGGAAUCAUGCUCUCGGGUGCCGCGUACAUGUACAACUACACCAAUGGGAGCGAGCUAUGGCUGGAUCGGGUCAACUCGAUCCUCGACAGCUCGUACAAGUUGUUUUUCCCUUCCAAAUAUGGAGGCAACAUCAUGUAUGAGCUGCAGUGUGAAGAGGCCAAGAAUUGUAACCAAGAUCAAAAGAGUUUCAAGGCGUAUUUGGCAAGGUGGAUGGCCGUCACCAGUCUCAUCGUGCCCAGCACCGCCGACAGCAUCAAGCCCAAAUUGGCCGCUAGUGCCUCUGGCGCCGCCGGCCAAUGCAGUGGUGGAGAUUCAGGCCGCAAAUGUGGUAUGCAGUGGUACACGACUACCUGGGAUGGCACGAAUGGCGUGGGUCAGGAAAUGUCGGCGCUCUCCGUCAUCGGCGCAAAUCUCAUCGACGCCAGUAUGUCGCCUCUCUCGCUCAGAACGGGCGCCAAGUCCGAGAGUGAUCCGGAUGCUGGCUCGGAUGCCUCGACGGAUCCGACUGCCAACUACAAGAAGAUCACUACAAAGGACAAGGCAGGUGCCGGCAUCUUGACGAUUCUGGUCGUCUUCUUCGUCAUUGGAGGUGCUGUAUGGAUCGUGCUAUGA
Exophiala dermatitidis NIH/UT8656 is the source of this 1392-nucleotide messenger RNA. RefSeq names its product mannan endo-1,6-alpha-mannosidase. NCBI's taxonomy places the organism in Eukaryota, Fungi, Ascomycota, Eurotiomycetes, Chaetothyriales, Herpotrichiellaceae. The transcript has a single exon. Gene Ontology annotation, molecular function: mannan endo-1,6-alpha-mannosidase activity. Bases 1 to 1392 code for a protein of 463 amino acids. The record is from RefSeq and is a predicted model, not a curated record. Gene Ontology annotation, biological process: carbohydrate catabolic process; fungal-type cell wall biogenesis.